AUGGAGUCCUCUUCACUCCUACACAGCCCCGAGCAGACGGAGCGGCGGGGAAAUCCAAAGUAUAUAAUUGGCAACGGCAUUUGUAGAGUAUCAGCAAGGCUGUUCGUGACAGCGGAAGGUGCUCAGACCAGGAAAAGCGACAAGUGGAGAGAGACCGACUACACAUGA
Molecule: messenger RNA, 168 nt
Organism: Pyrenophora tritici-repentis Pt-1C-BFP
Lineage: Eukaryota; Fungi; Ascomycota; Dothideomycetes; Pleosporales; Pleosporaceae
Source: RefSeq, a predicted model, not a curated record